Aspergillus caelatus is the source of this 784-nucleotide messenger RNA. RefSeq lists its product as uncharacterized. The record is from RefSeq and is a predicted model, not a curated record. Lineage: Eukaryota; Fungi; Ascomycota; Eurotiomycetes; Eurotiales; Aspergillaceae. The coding region runs from base 264 to 707 and encodes 147 amino acids. The transcript has 2 exons.
UGCCGAUGUCUAUCACUGUGGUUUAUGGACAACCAAUCUCUGAAGCCUCACCCUCCAAUUGACUCAUCAUCAUGCUGAUCACAAUUAAUAUUCCGGUCCGGCUGAUCAUUUUUGUUUCAUAAUAGAUUCCGUAUUCAGGCGUCCCGCUAGUGAGUAUCGAAGGGUCCGCGGAUGCCAAGCUUAUGCUCUAGCUAAAGGAUCGUUGUGCAUACCUGUCAGAGAAAUCCUGCAGAGGUUUGUAUGUGUCUGACCGCAUCCAGUGGAUGUAUAUAAGCGAGGUGCGUUCUCCUGGCAGUGAAAGGUGGAUAUCAUUCUACUUAUUCAAGAACGACGUGAAACAGGCAGAGCGUGGUUAUCUUCACUUAGAUAUGGCCGACCUUGAACAGAAAUCCCCAGCCCUCCCGAUGCAAUCGCAAGCACCGAAAAGCUCUGGAUACCCCGUACUGGAUAUCCUCCACAUCCUCGAAGAAAUACGAGGACAUAAAAACACCCUUUCUGCGAGCGAUCGACGCAAAGUCCAGGAAGCCCGUACCAUCGUUGAAGAACAAGGACUCAUCGGCAACAAGAGAGAUUUCCAUGUUGCAGGGCUCAUGACGUUUAUCCGGGCUACACAGCCGAGCAUUGAAACUGGGACAAGUUUAUGGGGAAAGUACAAAUCCAGUGAAUUCUGGGCUCGAGCAGAGACUAGGGCUGAAUCAUGGCGAUAAAUGGGAUUAACAACCAUUCUAAGUCUACACUGCCAUCUGCUGUUUUAUUCCGUGCAUGGUCAAGCUGGCAUGAUGUG